Acinonyx jubatus (cheetah) is the source of this 433-nucleotide messenger RNA. Its product is annotated as keratin-associated protein 19-8-like. The coding region runs from base 25 to 216 and encodes 63 amino acids. The record is from RefSeq and is a predicted model, not a curated record. The transcript has a single exon. Lineage: Eukaryota; Metazoa; Chordata; Mammalia; Carnivora; Felidae.
AAACAACUCAUCACCCAUGACACCAUGAGCCAUCACAGCAACUACUAUGGAGGCCUGGGCUACGGCUACGGAGGCUUUGGGGGCCCAGGCUAUGGUUGUGGCUGGGGAUGUGCAAGUUUCCUUGGACUGGGCUGUGGCUGGAGCUGGAGAAGCCACAGAUAUGGCUGCUGCCUCCCACUGUGUUAUGGAGGAUAUGGGUUCUCUGGCUUCUACUAAACGACUGUGCCAGUAAACCAACAUCUGAAAUUAUAAGGGACUUCCCCAAAUUGAUGUUCAGUAUAUGAACUUCCAAUAUCACGGUGGGAUUAUUUGCACGAAAGUAUGUGGCUUCUCAGAAUUUUGAAUUUUUCAAUUAAUGCCUACAUCUUCAACAUAACUCUAGAAUCUUCUUCUGUUUUGCUCUUAUAAUGCAUUGGAUUAUCUGUUCACCUGC